AUGGCUGUUGUUCGUAGGCGUUGGCUUGGCGGCAAUUGGAAGUGCAACGGCUCGCGUGAGCUGGUGUCUACACUGUCCGCCGUAAUGAACGAAACUGAGUUCGACGUCAGCAGCAUGGACGUUGUGCUCUUCCCGAGCAGCCUGUAUGUAGUCCCAUGCCUGGAGAAAUUCAAGCUGGAGCAAUUCAAGAUUGGUGUGCAGAACAUUUCGCAGCUCAAACCGGGCGCAUUCACCGGCGAAUUGGCUGCUCCUAUGUUGUCUGACCUCGGCCUCGAGUGGACAUUGAUUGGUCACUCUGAGCGUCGCUCCAUGUUCGGCGAGACCGACGAGGAUGUUGCUGCGAAGGUCGCCAUAACUCAGCAGGCGAAAUUGAACGCAGCUGUGUGCAUCGGUGAAAACCUGUCUGAACGCGAGGGCGGUCUAGUUGGUGAGGUCAUCACCCGCCAGCUUAACGCCUUCAUGACUGCCGUCACCGACUGGAGCCGCGUGGUGAUUGCAUACGAGCCUGUGUGGGCUAUUGGUACGGGCAAAGUGGCCACUACCGCGGAGGUUCUUGAGGCGCAUCAGUUGAUUCGUGACCUCCUUACCGAAAAAAUCGGCGCUGUCGCCGACACUGUGCGCAUCGUCUACGGCGGUUCGGUGAACGAGAACAACUGCGUCGACCUUAUGCAAACCCCCAACGUGGACGGUUUCCUGGUCGGCGGCAAGCGAAACGCAGAGUCAUCCACGGGAGCGUACGGUUCCGAGGGCCACGUGCCGUCUGAUCAUGUCAGUGCGUCCGGUUGCGAAGAUUCCACCGCCAAUUCACCAAAGAGGGCUCGAAUCGAUGUUAGCAGCCAUAUGACAGUGCAGGAUAUGGUUGCCAGCGUGGGCAAACAUGGCACUGUAGCAGGAAUGUCUCGUGAUUCCUCUGCUGACGAAGCUGAUCCAUCAUCGGAUACUUCCACCUCAGAAGAGCAGCAGCAAAAUGCGCGCGAAGAUGUCGAAAAUUUUGCAGAUGCUACUGAUGGAUCUCACUCAACGGAUGAUGGAAAUGCUGCAGACGACGUAUCGGAUUCCGAAGGUUUAAAGGCGGUGAACACCUAUGUUGGCAGGAUCAGGGAGAAGAUCGAUGCGGGCGAGCUCGACCAGUCAAUUGUGGACAGUCUGCAAUUGCAGCGCCUGGUGGAUGGAUGCGCCGUGCCUCUGGGUCAGGAGGAGGUAGAGGAGGUCGUGGCGGCGCCCGACGAAGAACAGCGCUCCCACCUCGAGGUGUUGAUGUCACGUCCUGCGCGCCAACAGAUCAAGGCAUUCGAAGGCAACGCGUACAUCCAGGGCAGCGAGGAGUACAACAUCUGGUACAACAAGUGGUCUGGUGAGCGCACCAAUACCGUCAACGGCCGAGCGACUUUGAUGCCGGCCAUGUACAAAUGCGACCCUGAACGCGACACGGGUUACACGCGUGGAAACUCGAGGAAUACCCUCGAUGAUUGUGGUACGAAGUACUGCUGUCUUUUCUUUGCCAAGGGUUGUUGCACAUUAGGUUCGAAGUGCAAUUACCUGCACCGCGUGCCGACAGUUGAGGACGAAUUCUUCCUGGAUUCCGGCGUCGAUAUAUUCGGCCGGGAACGACACGCCAAGCACCGCGAUGACAUGAGUGGGGUUGGCAGCUUCAUGACUGACUGCAAGAGCCUGUUCGUGGGCGACGUCUACCCUGAUAACGCGGAGUACAACCCCGUGGACAGCCUGAAACAGGCGCUGACCGAGGAGUUUGGCCGUUUUGGCCGAAUCGUUGAGAUGAAUGUUGUCCCUGCGAAAGGCAUCGCCUUCGUGACAUACGAGUCGCGCGUGAUUGCGGAGUUUGCAAAGGUAGCUAUGGCCAGUCAGCCAUUGGGUAACUAUUCCACUGCUCUUAACGUGAAAUGGGCCCACGACAUGAAGAAGGAAAACCGUAAGAAGGGUCACGAGCGAGCUGCAUUUGAAGCUCGUGUGAAACAGCACGAAUCUCAGCUUGAGGUGUUUCAGGAGUACUUUUUGAAGAACAACUUCCACACAACCGGACCCUCAGCCGCAGAACAGGCCAACGCGGAGCGUGCAGUUCGUGAGCGUGAAAGACUGGACAAGCUUCAUAACAUCCUCCGUGGCGCGGAGGGUGUCGACGACGACCGCUUCGAGGUGAGACUAUAG
This is a messenger RNA of Babesia ovata, 2166 nucleotides long. Its product is annotated as triose-phosphate isomerase TPI-I. Gene Ontology annotation, biological process: glycolytic process; glycerol catabolic process; gluconeogenesis. The coding region runs from base 1 to 2166 and encodes 721 amino acids. Lineage: Eukaryota; Apicomplexa; Aconoidasida; Piroplasmida; Babesiidae. The record is from RefSeq and is a predicted model, not a curated record. The transcript is spliced from 4 exons. Gene Ontology annotation, cellular component: cytosol. Gene Ontology annotation, molecular function: metal ion binding; RNA binding; triose-phosphate isomerase activity.